AUGUCGCAGAGGACCUUGCUUCUCCUCCUAGCUUCUUCAUGCGCUACCAAGCCUAAGGGAAUUAUACAUGCGGAGGGUGUGUGCUUAAUUAUCGCGAUGACAUUCCACGCUUUACCUGCAGAGUCUACGGAUACCUGGGCUUGGAAAGCACAAAGAAAUCUGAAAAGAGAAGGAAGGGGGUUUGUGUCACAGUGGCUUUGGGCAUUAAACACUUAA
Molecule: messenger RNA, 216 nt
Organism: Colletotrichum paranaense
Lineage: Eukaryota; Fungi; Ascomycota; Sordariomycetes; Glomerellales; Glomerellaceae
Exons: 1
Coding region: 1-216 (71 amino acids)
Source: RefSeq, a predicted model, not a curated record